Messenger RNA from Prunus armeniaca (apricot), 1347 nucleotides. NCBI's taxonomy places the organism in Eukaryota, Viridiplantae, Streptophyta, Magnoliopsida, Rosales, Rosaceae. The record is from the annotation of a GenBank genome assembly.
AUGGAGGAUUUAGAGAAGCGGUUUGGUAGCCAUCUACGAUUGUCAGCACGUGAACGAGGGGGGAUUCGGAUUGAGGCAGGGGAUGGAAUCAAUCUUAUGCGGGGGUCACGGUUCUCCUUGGUGGCAAGGGUUCUGACUUCUAAGGCUGUAUUCUCGGAUGGGUUUGUGGGGAAGUUUCUGAUAAGAUUUGCUAGUAGACGGGACAUGCUUCGUGUUUUGGAUAUGGAGCCCUGGUCUUACAAGGAACAUCUCGUACUCCUAUCUGAAAUCCAGCUUGGGAAGGAGGUGCGGGAGGUGGAGGCAUCCAUGGCUUCCUUCUGGGUGCAGAUGCAUGGAGUUCCGCUGCUAAAUAUGACCAUGGUGGUGGCCAGAAAAAUAAGUUCGGUGUUGGGGCAGGUGCUGGAAGUUGACCAUACAGAGGGGGAAGAAUGUAUAGGGCGGUUCUUACGCGUUCGUAUUCGUUUGGAUGUACGGCAAUCGCUUAUGCGUGGUUCUUUUGUUGAGUUUCCUGAAGAGGGUGCCACUUGGGAUCAGAUGAUGGCUUUUGCAGGAUUGGAGGCAAGUGAGGACUUGGGCGGACGAAGACUUCGGCAACAUGGACGGAAGGAGUCGUCUGAUUCCAGUCCAUGGGUCUCAGGGGACAGUACUGAUGGGAAUAUGCGUCGGCGCAAGUCUUAUUUUACAGGGAAUAUGAGGGAAGGUUCGGGGGGAAGCAAAGCUGACUAUAGUGAUUGGCGGAUAAGACGAGGGCAUACACGGGGGGGUUAUGCUGAGGACUCUAAUCUAGCUGGGAGAAUUCGUGCAACAAGGGAGGCAGAAGAACGGAAUAGGCAGAUACGGGAGGCGGCAUGGGAGGCUGGAAUUUUGGGGCCACAUGGCAACAUUGAGGUCUCGCCCGCGAACUCAAUUGAGCCUCAUCUUCCUCAUGGAGGUGUUCAAACUUCUGUCGACAGUGGGAUCGCUAUUGAUUUGAAUGCGGUGGCCUGGGUAGAGGAAAGGACCACAAUGCAAGGAACAAUACACGAGGCCUUAAGUAACCGGGUUGAUGUCGGAGGGAAUUUGGGGGGUCAAUCUGAGGCGCUGAUGUACGGGUCUGAUUCUUUUAAUCUAGGGCUACUUAUAUUUGGGCAACCUGUUAAUUCUAACACAGGUGGUGUAGGCUCUAGGAGCAAAAGGGGGAGAGAGGAAAAUGAGAAUGGCAGUAUGGAUAAAAGGAGGUGUGCUAGUAUUCGGUUGGUGUCAGCUUGUGGAGGGAUAGGCAGUAUGGGAUCUCGAAGGGAGAUAACUUUUGACGAUACUCUAAUUCAAGAAGCGGAGACCGGACUCGAGUCUCGGCGAGCAUUAUGA